AUGGAAAGCACACGAGAGAGGCUCGUUUGUGCUGGGGACGGCUUACCGGUGGACGACGCGAUCGACGAAGCUGCAGAGAGGGUUGGCAUCGUGGAUGAAGUGCUGCUAGCUGAUGAAAAUAUAUACGUCAACGUGUUGAAAGCAUGUACGGAGAUCGAGGAUUUCUCCACGUUUGAAGAUGCGUUCCGCGGGAUGGUUGCUCGAGGUGUGGCUCGUAGUGCUGGAUUCGGAUCAGCGAUUCGUUAUUGUCACAAGUAUUUAGAUCCAGUGUUCCAUGAAGAAGUGUUGGACGGGGUAUUCUGGACAGAACAGAAGUUUGCAGGUGCCUGGACACUAGAGGUAGAAAACUACAACGAUGCGCUUGGCUGUUUUGCUGCUACGAAUAGACUGGACCAAGCCAAGGAGCUGUUCUCGGAAAUGCUGAACAACUCGUCGAUAGUGCCCGGAAUAUUACGAUGCUUGAGAUGGUGGAGAGUCAGUGCAACGCCUCGUUUGAGGAGGCGUUUAAUCUCAUGGACGUGUUACUUGAGUGGAAGCUAA
Messenger RNA from Peronospora matthiolae, 540 nucleotides. Lineage: Eukaryota; Oomycota; Peronosporomycetes; Peronosporales; Peronosporaceae. The record is from the annotation of a GenBank genome assembly.